This is a messenger RNA of Ctenopharyngodon idella (grass carp), 3047 nucleotides long. It is a transcript of the gene mpl, whose product is annotated as MPL proto-oncogene, thrombopoietin receptor. NCBI's taxonomy places the organism in Eukaryota, Metazoa, Chordata, Actinopteri, Cypriniformes, Xenocyprididae. The record is from RefSeq and is a predicted model, not a curated record. Bases 255 to 2144 code for a protein of 629 amino acids. Gene Ontology annotation, cellular component: external side of plasma membrane. Gene Ontology annotation, molecular function: protein binding; cytokine receptor activity. The transcript is spliced from 12 exons. Gene Ontology annotation, biological process: hemopoiesis; cytokine-mediated signaling pathway; positive regulation of cell population proliferation.
GUAUGAAAUUAAACUUAAUAUAAGAACAUUAAGAGAACACAGAGUUUUUUUGAAAGUGUUGUGCCAGCGCUUGAGUAUAAGGAGGCACUUUGUCAGUCCGGGUGCCCCAGUGCAACCACUUCCUAUUUCAUCGCACCCCAUGAGAUGACCACCAACCAAACUCCCCGCCCUCUCCUAAAAACAUUAAGUACAUAACACAAACAUAUCUAGACACUUUUUUAAAAAGUUUUCUGUAUGGACCCCCUGCGUACAUAAUGGAUCUGGUGCUCACGUGGUGGAUUCUCCUUUCCUGUCUGAUCAAGCAGGUGCAUUUAGAGCUUCUCCUAUCAAAGCAAGAGUUUGCUAUCGUGGCCAUGGAUAAGGACCCAAACUGUUUCACCAGGGAACAGGAAGAUUUCACUUGUUUUUGGGAAGCACCUGUAGGAAAGUCCUAUUAUUUUCUCUACACAUAUGAUCAAUCAGCAGAAGAAAAAAGAUGUGAUGUGAAACAUCAAACUUAUGAGAAGAAGGACCUGCAUAUUUGCACAUUUCCAUCGAUUGAUGUCUAUGUGUUUGUUGAAAUGCAUCUCAGAGUGAUAGACAGAGACACCAACACAACCGUCUACAAUCGGACUGUCUGUGUGGAGGAUCAGCAUCUACUGUAUCCUCCAUCAAAUAUAUCCCUUCAUCCAACUGGCGAGGUGGGCCAAUUGUUAGUUGAAUGGAAAAGGCCAAAAAAUGGAUGGAUUCCUGGAUUGUACCUACAGUAUGAAAUUCGUUACAGCUCCAAAAACACAUCAAGCACAGUUGGACCGAUAUCAAAACACCGCCAUAAGCUAGUCUCUCUGGUCGCAGGAGAAAACUGCACAGUGCAAAUGAGAGUCAAGCCUGGAGGUGAUUCAAAACAGUUUUGGAGUGACUGGUCAAGUCCUGUAACAGCUAUGGUGCCACAAACAGCAGGUGACAUAGAAUUGCGUUGCCACACUCCUGAUCUGAAUCAAGCAUUAUGCAAAUGGAGAGGAGAAUUAUAUGAUGACGGCAGAUACAGCUUCCACUACAGACAAAUAAACAGUUCGUGGGGCAUUUGGAAGUUGUGUUCCAAAGACAACAAUACUGUCCACCAGUGUGUCCUGAAUGGGCAGGAGUCCAGUGUCUAUCAGUUUUACCUCAGUGCUGGAUUGCAACCAUUCGGUCGAAUGUUUUAUGCAGAGACUUUCAGUAUGAACAGCAGCAUCAAGACGAGGCCUCCAUGUGGUCUGAAAGCAAAACCUGAGGAAGGAAGGCUUUGUUUGACAUGGAAUCCACCCUUUUUGAAGAUCUCUCAGUAUCUAAAGUAUCAGAUCCGUUAUCAGCGUCAAGGAGAGAGUGAGUGGAAGGAUUUUACAACACCCAGUUCAAAGACCAGCACUUGUCUGGAUGUGCACCAGGGGAGCCAAUACACCAUCCAGGUCCGAGCCCAACCCAAUGGAUCAGUGUACAGCGGAGAAUGGAGUGACUGGUCAAAACCUCUCACUGUCCUCUUACCUUUAGACAAAGGGUGGAUCUUCAUUGUCUGCAUACCAGUGACUCUGCUCAUCAUUGCUACUACAAUGAUUACUUUCUUCUCUAGAUACUUCCGUAAGGUUAAGAAGUCCUUGUGGCCAUCAGUCCCAGACCUCAACAAAGUGCUUGAAAGCUUCCUGACUGAUAUCAGUGGAUCACACUGGGAGCCAUCCUUCAACAUUAAGCAAUGCGAUGAUGACACUGCUACAUCAGUGGUGGAGAUUCUGCCCGAGAGGGAAACUACAGUAAAACCCUGUAAGAAGUCCACCUGUCUUUCACUCUCUGAGUGUGAUUUCCUAUCUGAUGAGAAAAAUGGGGAGAAUUUCAGAGAGGAUUUGGAGAUGGCUCAAGAUUAUGUGAUUUUGAACAACGAUAAAAUUACAUGCUUUAUAGGGAAUGACUAUGUGUAUAGGGAUGUUGCUUUAUCUCAUGUGACUAAUGAAAAACUACAAUGCUGCCCCAGUGCCCGUUCUCCUGCUUUCCCAGAAUACACCACAAAUAUCCUCAACCAUUCCUAUCUCCUUCUGGCAGAACAGUCUGAGCUUGAAGAGUAUCACUCAGCCUGUCGCCGGUACACCAAUAUGGAGAUCUCGGUAAUACCAUGUGUAGCAAAUGUAGAGUGAGGCUUAAUCUCUGAUAAAUUAAACUCACAAACAUGUAUAUAUUAAGAGUUUUGGAUGAAGCCAUACUCACAAAUUCAAAAACAUCUCAUCUUCUGUGGAAUGAGAGAAGAGGCCUGUGAUACCUUCAGCAACAGACAAGGUUCAAUGUACAGAGCACUUGUUGAAGUCAUUGUGAAGUCAGGUAUGCCAAGUGGAGAUUGUUUAAUGCAUGAAUCUUACCCAUGAAUAAGAAGGAAAUUUCAUCAUACUUCAAACCACAAAAUUCAGGAACUAUUGAUUCUUCUGUUAAAUAUGUGAUAUUUAAGCUUUAACAUUGUGGGACUACUUUUCUAGUUGGUUGUGUCAUUCCUGUGGGUGAAGAUUAUUACAGAUAGAAAAUCAUUUUUUUCUUGGAGUCUUUAAAUGGACACCAUACAAAUGUUACCAGGUUUAUAUGGUAAAGUUAAAGGUUGCACUUUGAACACACAAAGUUGGUUAGCAUAUCCAUCACACCAGUCUCAUGAUAACGUGAUGGGUAAAUGUUAUGGCUAUACUUCAGAAAAACUGAGAUAUUACAUAUAUUUUUUUUUUUGUUGGUAAUUUAGGACAUGACUAAUAUUUUAUAUAGCGCUUAAGCACCAUUUAACCCUGGAUAUUUUAUAAAUGGAAAUGUGAUAUGCAUGUAGGCUAUAUUUGUUAUAAACAUUCUUUAGCAGUUAUGCUUGCUAUAUUCGUAAUAUGUUGUCUGUAAGAUAUUGUACUGAUUAUAACACAAGAAGCAAUUAAUGUCUUAUCAGGUCUGAUCAGUCAAUAGCUUUAUUGUAUAAAGACAUUACACAGGUAAAAUCGGACAAAUAUCCAACAUUUUGGUGCUUUGUAUGAAAGUUGUACAUUUUAAUAUGAGUCAUUAAAUGCUAAACUAGA